Cherax quadricarinatus is the source of this 2283-nucleotide messenger RNA. The record is from RefSeq and is a predicted model, not a curated record. Lineage: Eukaryota; Metazoa; Arthropoda; Malacostraca; Decapoda; Parastacidae.
UUGACUGGUGAUAAACCUGUUUGGGGAAGCAUUUACCUCAAGUCGGUGCAGGUUUGGGUCCGCACCUAUGGGUGUGACAAAGCUUUGGCGUGCCCUCCUAUGAACAUUCUCAACCUGCCGGAUGGGUCUGUGGCGCCCCUGAGUCGAGCACCGAACACCACCUUCCCCUACAACUGUGUCGGAGACCUCAUGAUGGCGAAAAAGGUGGACGGUACCGAGUCACCUGCAGGAGAGGUCACCUGUCUACCGGGCAGCAACGGAAGUCAACCAGAAUGGGACACACAAUUCCCAUGCGCCCUGGUGUGUCCGAGUGAUUUUAUUAUGUCCAAGAACCGCAAGAGUUGCUACUACUUCUCCACAACUAGAGCAAGUAUGGGUCAUACCGAUGCUUUAACAAGGAGAGACGGAACCAUCUUCCCAGACAUUGGCAGCUUUCAGUCUCAUGGCUUUAAGUGUGACUUGCAGUACCUAUAUUGCCCGGGUCGUGAAAAUGGUCACGAGACAUGCGUCAUCCUCAACAAGGGAGGCCACCUCAACCUAACAGAGUGCUACAGUGCCCAGUACUACGCCUGCAUGAGACCAGGUUCGUGUCCACCUGGUUACACCCUCUACAACUCUCGGUGCUACAAGGUGAUAAACAAAAGUCCAUUCUCCAACUUCCUGGACGCCUUGGACACCUGUAACUACGAUGGAGCAGCUCUUGCUUAUCCACAGGACAUUGAUACUCUUAACUACCUCGUUACAUUUGCCCAGUCAAAUAUGACCGGGAGUACACCGACUACAAUGAACUUCGCUAUUGGAUUCACAAACAUAUGGCAUGACCUGACGAUAAACAAUAUCUACGAACCUUCCAAUGAUGUGGUAGCUGCGGUGCAGAGUCUAAAUCGUAGUGCAAACUCUAACUGCACCUUCCUCAGCGUGACGAACAGUGAUCAGUGGGUCCUCACUCCUGCCUCCAUCAACACAACCUUUACGUACGCCAUCUGCGAGUUCCGUGGUCCUCUAGGAUGCUGGGACGACACUCCUUAUUACGAGAACUUUUCGGUGAAUGGGAACUUACCUGGUAACACCGUCAAUCAAAGGCUGAAUUACAGCUGCUGGCCCGGGUACUACGUGAACGGUGUCGUAGGUAGCGAGUGGUCUCAGUAUCUCUGGUGUUAUGGUCAGCUGGGCGGCUGGUUCCCCAGACAACCACCUCUCGAUCCCUGUAUAGGUAUUGAUGUGUGUAACGAGACCUUCCCGCCUGCACCACCUGGUAUAGUGAUGACGCCAGAUACUAACCCACGCUACAAGACCCACAAGCUUAACUACAACUGCGCAGCCAACGGCAUGUCGAACCUCGUCGGCCAGUCCAGCCAGAAGCUGGUCUGCACGAAGUACAAUGAGUCGUACUACAACUAUGUUGGACCCAACAUAACUGAAUGUCAGAGAUGCCUGAACAUUAAUCUACUUAACGCCAAUACAACUUCCUUGUCUACUGAUGUGUGGACGAUAGGCGAGCAAGUUACCGUCACCUGCAAUUAUAGUUACCAAGUUUCCCACAACGUCAGUACGCAGGAGAUCACCUGCACCAACAAUGGCUGGCAGUUUCUCCCCUGCCAGAAAGUAUGUUUAGAGGUGCCAGAAGUGAGGAACGCUACAACGGAUUGGAGGGACAAGAUGUGGAGAGUGAAUGAUAAUGUCACUGCCACCUGUUUGGGUAACCUGUACUUCGCCUUGCUUAAGUCUCAGACAAGGAAGGUCUUAUGUACGGAUAAUGGCUGGGACAACAGUACUGGCUGUGAUGAAGUGUGCCUAGAUAACGCGGUGGUGGCCAACGCUACUGUGGACCUGCAGGGAAAGUACUGGCUAGUGGGGUCAACUGUUCCAGCUGUCUGCAACGCCAGUCACAUGUUCCUGCAGGAGGAAAAUAACACAGUACCCAUUAUGUGUACCAGCCUGGGCUGGGAGAACAGAACAGGAUGCGCCCUAGUGUGUGAGGGGAAACCGAACCUUCAGCAAGCCAACACCGACUGGAAUAGCACCGGCAUAUAUCCCGUGGGAUCUACAGUAACUGCCACCUGCCUCUCUGGCUACCUCCUACCUGGAGGCGCCCAGGAAUACCAGGUUGAGUGUACCGACUCUGGCUGGAAUGUAACGUUUACAAGAAAUAAGAAAUUGUCAAAACAUGCAUCGUGGAUAACUAAUAAGGAUGAAGCUCAUAUAGAGAAAAUAUCCCACAAACCUGGCGAGGUGAAGGCGAGAGAACUCUUAUCUAGCAGCUACACGCCCGACUUGACCUGA